CUUCCGGAAGUCGGGUACUGGUUCCGUCAGUACCGGGUGUUUUGGUCUUGCGUUGCUCUGUCCGUGCAGUUCCCCAGACGACACUCGGGCAUCGCCGCCAACCCCAGGCAAAGCGCACUUCGGGGAUCCCGUCGCCCUCGGCUCUCGUCUCCGGCGCGGUGGCCUGUCCUGCUUCCCCACCGAGCUUAACGUGCUCUGCACAGGGCCGCGUGCCGCUCAUGGCGGAGGCCGCUCUGCCCACCGCCUUUGGGCAGGUGGUGAUCGGCCCGCCAGGCUCGGGGAAGACCACGUACUGCCUGGGCAUGAGUGAGUUCUUGCGCGCGCUGGGCCGGCGCGUGGCUGUGGUGAACCUGGACCCAGCCAACGAGGGGCUGCCGUAUGAAUGCGCGGUGGACGUGGGCGAGCUGGUGGGGCUGGGCGACGUGAUGGACGCGAUGAGGCUGGGGCCCAACGGCGGCCUUCUCUACUGCAUGGAGUACCUGGAGGCCAAUCUGGACUGGCUGCGUGCCAAGCUUGACCCCUUCCGUGGCCACUACUUCCUCUUCGACUGCCCAGGCCAGGUGGAGCUGUGCACGCAUCAUGGCGCCCUGCGCAGCAUCUUCUCCCAGAUGGCACAGUGGGACCUCAGGCUGACUGCUGUCCACCUGGUGGAUUCCCACUACUGCACAGACCCAGCCAAGUUCAUUUCAGUACUGUGUACCUCCCUGGCCACCAUGCUGCACGUGGAGCUGCCCCAUGUCAACCUCCUCUCCAAAAUGGACCUCAUUGAGCACUAUGGGAAGCUGGCCUUCAACCUGGACUAUUACACAGAGGUCCUGGACCUUUCCUACCUGCUUGACCACUUGGCUUCUGACCCUUUCUUCCGUCACUAUCGUCAGCUCAAUGAGAAAUUGGUGCAGCUCAUCGAAGAUUAUAGCCUGGUCUCCUUCAUCCCUCUCAACAUCCAGGAUAAGGAGAGUGUCCAGCGGGUCCUGCAGGCUGUGGAUAAAGCCAAUGGCUACUGCUUUGGGGUCCAAGAGCAGCGAAGCUUGGAGGCCAUGAUGUCUGCCGCGGUGGGGGCUGACUUCCGUUUCUCCUCAAGAAAAGUCACAGACAUUUACUGAGCACCCACUGUGUGCCAGGUGCCAUGGCUGGCACUUUAUAUUCACUGUCUGCUUUGAUCCUCACAGUGACUCUACAGAUGAGAAGAAGCAAGUGGCCAAGUCAGGAUUUAAACCCCUGUGGUCUGGCUGCAGAGCACGUGCAGUUACACGGAGCUGGAGGGGUGGUGCUCUCUGGUCCUUUCAUGCUCAGCAGUGUGAGGAAGAGGCAGCUGGGAGCAUUUGGGUCUGGGUGCUUUGAGGGCUUUUCAGACCCAAUUGGGCCCUGUUGCCUGAAGCUAUAAUUAUGGGGAAGGGAGGAAUAUGACGGACGUGAUUGGAGGGUAGGCAUUAGUAGAGAUCAGAUUCUGCCCAGACUAGUUCCCCAUCCUUGCCUGUGCUGUCAGCCUUGACGUGCCCUCCCUCAGCACCCUGGGCAUCCAGGAGAAGUACUUGGCAGCCUCAGACCAGUCAGUGGAGCAGGAAGCCAUGCACCUAUAGCAACAAGCUGGCCUCUGGAGAACGGGACACCUAACCCAGCACCUGGGAAAGUGGCAACUCCCAGUGAGUGGUGGACAACUCAGCAGGCUACAGAUCCAGCAGCAGUCCUCCCAGCUCUGACUGGUGAGGGCCAUUCAGCCCUGCAGAGGAUCUCUGACCAAAACCCAGACAUGACAUGGAGCAGAGCUCCCGCUGCACCCUCAGUGCUCAUGAGCUCUGGUUACUGCUGCCAGGAAUUCAGCCCUGGCCCCUCAGACUGUGAUGGAAUGUGCUGCAAUACAAGAGUUUAUUUUCUA
This is a messenger RNA of Manis pentadactyla (Chinese pangolin), 1876 nucleotides long. RefSeq names its product GPN-loop GTPase 2 (gene GPN2). The transcript is spliced from 5 exons. Gene Ontology annotation, cellular component: cytoplasm. Bases 219 to 1103 code for a protein of 294 amino acids. NCBI's taxonomy places the organism in Eukaryota, Metazoa, Chordata, Mammalia, Pholidota, Manidae. Gene Ontology annotation, molecular function: GTPase activity. The record is from RefSeq and is a predicted model, not a curated record.